Messenger RNA from Oppia nitens, 1933 nucleotides. RefSeq names its product phosphoglucomutase-1-like (gene Pgm1). The record is from RefSeq and is a predicted model, not a curated record. Lineage: Eukaryota; Metazoa; Arthropoda; Arachnida; Sarcoptiformes; Oppiidae. Gene Ontology annotation, biological process: carbohydrate metabolic process. Gene Ontology annotation, molecular function: magnesium ion binding; phosphoglucomutase activity. The transcript is spliced from 3 exons. The coding region runs from base 30 to 1826 and encodes 598 amino acids. Gene Ontology annotation, cellular component: cytosol.
CAUUCGUGUCUCCACUAAGUUGUCAUUGAAUGAGACAAUCAUUGAAUCAAUCAGUUGUUGACUGCUAUUCAUUCAAAUCACACAUCAGUUUCAAAACUAAUCCUCAGUUUUGUCUCACUUUUUUCAGUGCACUAAAAGAUCUGUUGAAUCAAACCAUGACAUCAUUUACUAUAACAACGGUUCCGACGAAGCCUUUCGAAGGUCAGAAACCGGGAACCAGUGGUUUGCGAAAACCGGUUAAGACAUUCAUACAAAAAGACUAUUCAGAAAACUUUAUUCAAGCGAUUCUGGACGCCGCUCAAGACAAGACCAAAUUAGUGAUCGGCGGAGAUGGCAGAUAUCAUAACAAGACUGUCGUUCAAACCAUUGUCCAGAUGUGUGCCGCAAAUAAUGUCAAACAUGUGAUUGUUGGUCAAAACGGCAUUUUGUCGACACCGGCUGUUUCGGCAGUUAUCAGAAAAAGACAGACAAACGGUGGUAUUAUAUUGACUGCCAGUCACAAUCCGGGCGGUCCUAACGGUGACUUUGGCAUUAAGUUUAACACAUCAAAUGGCGGUCCGGCGCCCGAAUCGGUGACAAAUCAUAUUUAUGAGUUGAGUAAAGAUUUGACUCAAUAUAAGAUAGUGAAUGAAUUAACAGUAGAUGUCUUAACACUUGGUGUCCAAACUUAUAAUAUCUCUGGAAAUGUAUUCACAGUUGAGAUAAUUGAUUCAGUAGAAGAUUAUUUGGGACUAAUGAGGGAAAUAUUUGAUUUUAAUACCAUUAAAUCGUAUUUGUCUUCCGGAUCACUCAAGAUAUUAAUUGAUGCUAUGAAUGGAGUGAUGGGUCCAUACGUUAAGCGUAUUUUGAUUGAAGAAUUAGGAGCACCGACUGAUUCUGCUGUAAGGUGUGAGUCAUUGGAAGACUUUGGUGGACACCAUCCCGAUCCUAACCUUACAUAUGCUGCCGAUUUAGUUAAGCAAUUAGAGUCUGGAGUUUAUGGAUUUGGGGCUGCUUUUGAUGGCGACGGCGAUAGAAACAUGAUUUUAGGCAAAAAUGCAUUUUUUGUCACUCCAUCUGAUUCUUUGGCCGUUUUGGCUGAUAAUUUGGAUUGUAUUCCGUACUUUAAAAUUGGUGGCGUCAAGGGAUUUGCCAGAAGUAUGCCAACUGCUGGUGCUGUCGAUCUCGUGGCUAAAAAGAUCAACAAAGAGAUAUUCGAAACGCCCACUGGUUGGAAGUUUUUCGGUAAUUUAAUGGAUGCACAAAAGUGUUCACUUUGUGGUGAAGAGAGUUUUGGUACCGGUUCCGAUCACAUCAGGGAAAAGGAUGGACUUUGGGCUGUUCUCGCGUGGCUUUCUGUUUUAGCUAACACUAAGAUAAGUGUUGAAGAACUUCUUAUCAAUCAUUGGAACAAAUAUGGCAGAAAUUUCUUCACUCGUUAUGAUUACGAGAACUGUGAGGCAAAUCCAUGCAAUGAAAUGAUGACACAAUUGGAAACACUAUUAUCUCAGACAGACUUCGUUGGAAAUACAUUUAAAUCGGGAGAAAAGGAAUAUAAAGUGUUAAUUGCUGACGACUUUUCAUACAAAGACCCAAUUGAUGGUAGUCUGACCACAAAACAGGGAAUUCGUAUUAUUUUCAGUGAUGGCUCCAGAAUUAUCUUUAGAUUGAGUGGCACCGGUAGUCAGGGCGCAACCAUUCGUCUCUAUGUUGACUGUUAUGAAAGUGAUUCGUCAAAGUUUAGAACCGAUGCCCAACAAGUUUUGCGGCCACUUAUUGAUAUUGCUUUACAAAUAUCCAAACUUAAAGAGUUUACCGGAAGGGAUGCGCCCACUGUUAUUACAUAAGUGACAAAUAUGUGUCACUUAUUUUACUUACUAUUUGCCAAUUAAUAUAUGUAUUGCCAGUAAUUAUACAGUAAUUACAAGUACCAGUAAUAUAUAAUUCAUCAAUC